AUGGUAGGUCAGCCAUCAGAUUCUGUUCCCGGACCUCCUUAUGUGAGAUGGAAAUUGGGAUCAACAUUUGAGGAUAUGUCAGUGAAUCCAGCCGCAGAUGCUGGAAUUGAUGAUUCUAUUGCUCGAAGUUUGAAUAAAGGAAAUGAAACAGUUAUAGAUGAAGAAGUGACAACGACGCAAGAAGGUAACCAUAUUGAUGAAUUGCAAGCUAAUGAUAUCAGGAAGAGGAGCUUAUUGGAUAGAGUGAUACUUUCAAGAAAAGGAGUUUACAGAGUUCUAGAGAGUAGGAUAACUGCAAAUGGUGUAGAUGGAAAGAAAUGCCUCCUACGUGCUAUAUGCGAAUCAGCAUCAAAUUCACUGUUAGAAGCCAAUGGAGUCUUAGGUCACAUUCUGCAUAUCAUUCUCACGCCGUCGUCAUCAACAGAUGAAAAUCUACCGACGGAAUAUAAUAAAGCAGAAGAACUAGGUUAUAAGAACGACUGUAUAAAAUAUGUGAGAAAGUGUAAUUUAAGCUUACUUGAUGCCAUCUCUACCUUUGUAUAA
Molecule: messenger RNA, 543 nt
Organism: Chironomus riparius
Lineage: Eukaryota; Metazoa; Arthropoda; Insecta; Diptera; Chironomidae
Source: the annotation of a GenBank genome assembly